UCGGCCGUGCGGUGGUGUGACGUCGCAGGUUUAGUUCGCGUUAUCAGCCUCCCGGUCUGUGCCGCGUCGCCGUUCGAAUUUUUUUUACCACUUGUUGGGUGGCGGUUGUUCCCAAGCCGGCGCCGAGUGUAGUGAUCCAGUGCUGUUCAGUGUCUGUCCCGCAUUUCUUCGCGCCCAGUGACUGGAAGCUGUAUAUAUACAUAUCUCUCUGUCCCUUUGUUUUUGUUUUUCUCCACUUCCGUCGAGCGUAAUCCGGCAGCGCAGGCUACGAAGCACACCUGCGUCUGGGAGCGAGCAUCGGCUAUCGGCAUUCCCCAUCGGUUAUUCCAACUGUCGUCGUCGAGCAUAGAAGAAUAAGUGACAAGAGUUCUGUGCAGCAUAAGGUUGCUGUGCUGAAGGAUAUGCCCAGACAGCAAUUGGGAUCUUAAGCAGGCCAAGGGGAAUGUGUCUCUACGUGCUGGCUGCACAAGAUGAGCUAAGCCGGGAGGUGUAGCAGUGAUCGCGGCACAGAGCAGAAGACAGAGGGGCCAUGUCUGCAGCGACGGGCCACUCGCUGAACCUGAUGGCGUGCGUGCGAGAGUCGUCGCCGCAGGAGCCGCCGGCCGACGCCGACCAGACCAGCCGCCAGGAGGGCAAGAGGAGGCGGUUCCACCCGCUGCGAGGGCUGCGGCGCAUGUUCCGGCGCAAGGCGGCCCCUGCCGGCGGCGGCGCCGCGGGAUCGGCGGCCGGCGGCUGCCGCUCCGACGAGGAGGACGCGCACCACCACCACCUGCACGACCACCACCACGCGCACCACCACCACCACCACCACCACGCGGACGGCGCGCCGCUCGACCACCUGCAGCAGGAACAGCUGCGCUGCCGGUCCGCCAGCGAACUGCUGGCGGCCGAGGGGCCCACCGCGCGCCGCAGGAGCGGCGCCGGCGCGCCGGCCCUGGGGCUGCGCGCGCACGCCGGCUACUCCCACGCCUGGGGCGGCAGCCCUGCCCCGCCGGCUGUCCAGACAACCUGUCGCCGCCCCGUGACUCACCAGGGCGCGUCUUGA
Messenger RNA from Schistocerca serialis cubense, 1045 nucleotides. RefSeq names its product dendritic arbor reduction protein 1-like. Lineage: Eukaryota; Metazoa; Arthropoda; Insecta; Orthoptera; Acrididae. The coding region runs from base 530 to 1045 and encodes 171 amino acids. The transcript has 8 exons. The record is from RefSeq and is a predicted model, not a curated record.